AUGCCGCUAGUGCCGCAGGACGUAAGAGGAGUGAGUACCCGUGCAAUGUCAGAAGCGCAGCGUGUGAGGGAAGAGGGUGCUGCAGCUCAAACCAGUGAUGCAGAAGCCAAGCCUGUCCAGGUGGAUCUUCUACUACAGCUGCAACAAAUGAUGAUAGAGCAAGCGCGUCGCCAAGAAGAGCAAGCGCGCCGCCAAGAAGAGCAAGCACGCUGUCAGGCAGAACAGCUUCCGGAGCAAGCACGCUAUCAGGCGGAACAGCUACGGGAGCUGAAAGAAGAUCAAGCUCGUCGCCAAGAGGAUCAAGCUCGCCGCCAAGAGGAGCAAGCGCGUCGCUUGGAAGAGAUGCACAAGGAUUUCACGAAGGGACUGCAAAAGGCUGUCGAACGGGUACAAGAAGUGGAGGAAGGGUUAGGCAAGUUGGAACAUCGCGUCAUGGCGAUAGAGGAGAGAGUGGAAGAAGAGAUCUCCAAAAUCAAGCAGGAAGUGACAAGCCCAAGCCCUUUGAAGAGCCGAAGCCGUCUUGCAGCCGUUUUUGACGCCCCAAAUGUGGCCUCAAGCGCAACGAAAGGGCUCAAGAUUCCCCAUUACGACGGAACAACAUCCUGGACCGCGUUCAAGCUACAGUUUGAGACACUUAUGGAGGCUUAUGGUUGGACUCAGAAGGAAGCACAGUCAGCGAGGGCUGACUGUGCUUCCUGGCCCUCCGUGAUCAAGCGCUCUCGGUGCUGGAAGCUAUCGGCGCAAGUGGGGAUCUCAGCUUCAGUGCCCUCCUCGACGCACUUGAGGCACGUUUUGGAGACAGCCACCUCGAACACGGUGGUCUCAAACGUGUGGUUCGACGGGUUCAUAUACUUCAUGAUCCUGUGCAACACCCCCGUUAUACUGUGCGAGGUGGCCAUGCCUACACCCGUAACGGCAACCGCCAUGAUGACUAUCAAAUCUCUUAAUCUAUUCUUUUACAUUGUCUACGUGUUGGAGAUGAUCAUCAAAAUGUGCGCUUUCGGAUUCUGUGGUUACUUCAAGUCGCACUGGAAUAAGCUGGACUUCUUCAUCAUCGUUAUGGCCACCAGCGACUUAGUCCUGGACGUGCUAGAUGCACUAACGACAUGGGACAAAUGGAGCAACUUUAACUCCAGCUUCAUAACAGCAACCAAGUUGUUGAGGAUGCUCAGAUUUUUGCGUCUCUGUAAGCUGGCCAGGGUGUCAGUGCCAAAAAUAAUGGCGUACAUAGACCGUAUGAUCGACAUACAACUAGCUUUUGGAUAUGAUGUCGGAAAGAAUAGGUCGGCAAACGAGCAGACGGAUUACCUAAUGGUCAUCCAACAGGUUUCUGUUUCCAGGUUGGUAGUGACCCGUCAGCUAGGUUUACUGCAGAGAGACAGGCCCUGGACAGCCAUCACGGUGAAGACGAAACAGGCAACGACCUCCACCCUAAACAUCAUGAUCCUGGAUGCUAUGCAGCUUAAGGAGGAAGGUUUUUUGGAUGAAAUGGAAUACAGAUUACUGCUUACUGCGAUUCGAGAGAAAAUACAGUUUUGUCGUCACAAAGGUAGCUUGGUGGCGCCCUCGUCGCCUGAGACUCAACUCCGCGCUGUAUCUUGGCUGCAGGGCAACGAGCGGAUAGCGGACUUCUUCCUAGAACAUUCUGAUAUACUCAACUUCAAUAUCAACGAUAUAUUGAUAUCCAGAGGAGACGAGCCCAAAGGUCUGUAUAUCCUAGUGUCUGGUCUGCUCGAAGCGACGUACGUGCCGCCCGACGAUGGCCUGGACGAGGCCAUACCUAACUACGAGUUUAUCACAGACCUCAAGUUUGGAGAGCCGAGCCAGGAUUAUAUUGUGUCUGGGAACGCUGUUGGGGUUCUUGGGGUGCUAACAAACCGUCCGUAUAGCUACACGGUGCGGUGUGACUCCGCGGUGCAAGCGUACUACAUUACUAUGCCUAUCGUUAAAGAAGCUUUCAACCUUGCUCCUCACCCCAUCAUGGGUCUGGAAGCAUCGAUGUGGCGUGAGAUAGGCAUCAAGUUAAGCAUGAUGGUGCUUCCCACGGUGCCGGCCUACCACGGCUGGCCAGUGGAGCGACUCAGCAUGAGGCUGGAACAUGCCUUCGUACCCUGUCUUAGAGCUUUUAAAGUUUUCGUGGUGAACGAGCUGAUGGAAGACAUCGUGCUGCUGGACGGUAUCUGCCAGGAUAUGGCCACCAGGGAGGUGUUCCAGCCACCCGCCUACAUACCCAGGACCGCCCACCGGUUAAUAUUUCCGAAGUCCUCGCAGCUGAUAGUGUCUGGUAGCUGUCCCGAGACCAAGUUACUCAUAGUUCCCGCUAAAGACACGGACGAACUGGACAUUUUGGAGGAUGAGGUCGAUGACCUUCAGUGCGAACUGAUAUCAAAUGUAUCAUCUCGGUGCCUCUACCACCGCGUGGCGAGACGCAUCUCAGCGGAGUCGAAGGCAGUAGUGUCGCGCAGAGGGCGCAGUAAGCGGCGCCGAGCCGGCAGGAGAGUCAACUAUCGAGAGUCCGUUUGGGGCAAGCAGCUCUCGUCGCAGAUAAUGAGCGGUACUAGCGAGAAGGAACUGACUUCCAAGUAUUACAAACCUAGUGUUAGCGAAAUGCCUGAAAAACUAGAAGCUCCGACGAAACCAAAAGAAGUCGCGAAAGGACCAUCGGCAAACAUACAAGUCAUAGAUGAAGUAACUGGAAUAUCGAAUGGGACGGGCCCCUCAACCGCCCAGAAUUCCGAAGAGGAGAUCUACAAUACUAUGCUGACUAAACUUAAGAAAACUGACUUUAUUGAUCCUUGA
This is a messenger RNA of Spodoptera exigua (beet armyworm), 2799 nucleotides long. The record is from the annotation of a GenBank genome assembly. Lineage: Eukaryota; Metazoa; Arthropoda; Insecta; Lepidoptera; Noctuidae.